AUGGCCACUUCAGGCGGCGCGGCAGCCAGCUAUUACAACCAAGCUCCUCCUCCCCAGGCCAGUUGCUCCCCUUCUCGAUGGGAAGGCAAGGCACCUCAACAGCAAGCCUCCUAUAACUCCGGAACUCCCAAUAACAAUGUUGAUGAUGCUCCUCCGCCAUACCCUCCUCCGGCUUCGGAUCCCAAAUAUCCAGACACUCCGCCACCGAGCUACGACGAAGUAUUUCGCGUCCAGAAGCCGAAGUGGAACGACCUAUGGGCUGGCAUCCUCUUCCUGCUCACUUGCGCUGGCUUCGUUGCUGUCUCGGGAAUGUCCAUCCAAGGCUAUGCUAUCGUGUUGAGCUAUGGCUACAUGUGGCUGGCACGCCGCUUUACUAAGCAGUUUAUCUGGGCGACGGGCAUCCUCAACAUUGUCUUUGGAUUUGUGACAGCCAUAUACAUGCUUUCACGGAAUUACCUCUCGGGCGGCAUUGUGUUCCUGGUCUUUUCAAUCUUCAUGAUCAUCUGCUUCCUCAGCUGGCGCUCACAAAUCCCGUUCAGCGUGUUGAUGCUGCAGACAGCCAUGGAUGUUGCAAAGGGGUUUGGUCACGUUUAUCUUGUCAGUGCUAUCGGCGGGAUUGUUGGUGCAGCCUUUGCCGCCUGGUAUGCUGUCACCCUUGUGGCGGUGUAUGUCAAGUACGAGCCAAGCCCCAAUAAUCCUGCUUGCCAGCAAGGUGCUGGAGGGUGUAGCGCAGGCAAGGUGGUUGGGCUGAUCGCCUUCAUCACGUUUGCCGCGUACUGGAUCUCGGAAUGGCUCAAGAACACAAUCCAUACCACGAUUGCCGGUGUGUAUGGUUCGUGGUACUUCAACUCGAGAAGAUACCCGACUAAGGUUACUCGCGGAGCGUUGAAAAGAGCGUUGACCUACAGCUUUGGCAGCAUCAGCUUCGGAAGCUUGUUGGUGGCCAUCAUCAACUUCUUGCGGCAGCUCGCCUCAAUCGCUCGGCGGCAAGCUGCUUCGGAUGGCGACAUUCUGGGCAUGGUUUUAUGGUGCCUUGUUGGGUGCUUCAUCGCCAUCCUUGACUGGGCUGUACAGUUCUUGAAUCGUUAUGCCUUCGCCCACAUUGCGUUGAUGAUCAAAGACCGCGGCAUCGACGCACUCAUCAAUGGGUGCUUGAUCGGCCCUGUUCUCGGCAUGGGCGCCACCUUCGUCGGUUUUGCUUGCGCGCUGUUGUCCUACUUGUACAUGGUGUUCACGAAGCCUGCGUACAAUGACGAUGGUGGCUUCACACCAGUUGUUGUGGCAUUUUCUUUCCUUAUUGGCCUUCAGAUCUGCAACGUCUUCACCACUCCUCUGAGCAGUGGUGUUGACACAAUCUUUGUGGCAAUGGCCUGGGAUCCGGAAGUGCUGAUGCGCGACCAUGCCGAUAUCUAUCACCGGAUGGUACAGGUAUAUCCGGAGGUGCAGGAGGCAAUCCAUGCGUGA
Molecule: messenger RNA, 1464 nt
Organism: Thermochaetoides thermophila DSM 1495
Lineage: Eukaryota; Fungi; Ascomycota; Sordariomycetes; Sordariales; Chaetomiaceae
Exons: 3
Coding region: 1-1464 (487 amino acids)
Biological process (GO): transmembrane transport
Cellular component (GO): plasma membrane
Molecular function (GO): transmembrane transporter activity
Source: RefSeq, a predicted model, not a curated record